Molecule: messenger RNA, 2797 nt
Organism: Camelus dromedarius (Arabian camel)
Lineage: Eukaryota; Metazoa; Chordata; Mammalia; Artiodactyla; Camelidae
Gene: PAX8
Product: paired box 8
Exons: 13
Coding region: 184-1680 (498 amino acids)
Biological process (GO): regulation of transcription by RNA polymerase II; anatomical structure development
Molecular function (GO): DNA-binding transcription factor activity, RNA polymerase II-specific; RNA polymerase II cis-regulatory region sequence-specific DNA binding
Source: RefSeq, a predicted model, not a curated record
CGGGUGGAUGGGAACAAACUUCGGAAGGAGGAGAGACGCGCGGCCCAGGGCACCCUCGCAGGCAGACCCAGGCAGAGAGGGCCUGCGGCCAGCCGGCCAGGGCAGCGGAGUGGCGGCGGGCGCAGCGGGGACCUGCGUGAGGAAGCCCUGAGCCCUCGGCGGGCUGCGAGCGACUCCCCGGCGAUGCCUCACAACUCCGUAAGAUCAGUCCAGAUCAUCAAAACUUCCUGUAGUGUUAGAUGGUUCAUGCCUUCAACUCCAUUGGGAACUCGGACCAGCACCCUGGGGGAGGCAGCUCAAGGCCCUGUACGGACGGCGACAGGCCACGGAGGGCUGAACCAGCUGGGAGGGGCCUUUGUGAACGGCCGACCCCUGCCCGAAGUGGUGCGUCAGCGCAUCGUGGACCUGGCCCACCAGGGCGUGAGGCCCUGCGACAUCUCCCGCCAGCUCCGUGUCAGCCAUGGCUGUGUCAGCAAGAUCCUUGGCAGUAGGUACUACGAGACUGGCAGCAUCCGGCCUGGAGUGAUAGGGGGCUCCAAGCCCAAGGUGGCCACCCCCAAGGUGGUGGAGAAGAUCGGGGACUACAAGCGGCAGAACCCGACCAUGUUUGCCUGGGAGAUCCGAGACCGGCUGCUGGCCGAGGGCGUCUGUGAUAACGACACUGUGCCCAGUGUCAGCUCCAUCAACAGAAUCAUCCGGACCAAAGUGCAGCAACCCUUCAACCUCCCCGUGGACAGCUGUGUGGCCACCAAGUCCCUGAGCCCAGGACACACGCUGAUCCCCAGCUCCGCCGUGACGCCCCCUGAGUCUCCCCAGUCGGACUCUCUGGGUUCUACCUACUCCAUCAACGGGCUCCUGGGCAUCGCCCCGCCCGGCAGCGACAGCAAGAGGAAGAUGGACGACAGUGACCAGGACAGCUGCCGGCUGAGCAUCGACUCCCAGAGCAGCAGCAGCGGGCCCCGCAAGCACCUCCGCACGGAUGCCUUCAGCCAGCACCACCUCGAGCCGCUUGAGUGCCCGUUUGAGAGGCAGCACUACCCGGAGGCCUAUGCCUCCCCCGGCCACACCAAAGGCGAGCAGGGCCUCUACCCGCUGCCCCUGCUCAACAGCGCCCUGGACGACGGGAAGGCCACCCUGACCCCUUCCAAUACACCCUUGGGGCGCAACCUCUCAACUCACCAGACCUACCCCGUGGUGGCAGAUCCUCAUUCACCCUUCGCCAUAAAGCAGGAAACCCCCGAGGUGUCCAGUUCUAGCUCCACCCCUUCCUCUUUAUCUAGCUCCGCCUUUUUGGAUCUGCAGCAAGUCGGCUCCGGCCCCGGGGUCCCAGCCGGUGCCUCGGUCCCGCCCUUCAAUGCCUUUCCCCAUGCUGCCUCCGUGUACGGGCAGUUCACGGGCCAGGCCCUCCUCUCAGGGCGAGAGAUGGUGGGGCCCACGCUGCCUGGAUACCCACCCCACAUCCCCACCAGUGGCCAGGGCAGCUAUGCCUCUUCCGCCAUCGCAGGCAUGGUGGCAGGAAGCGAAUACUCUGGCAACGCCUAUGGCCACACCCCCUACUCCUCCUACAGCGAGGCCUGGCGCUUCCCCAACUCCAGCUUGCUGAGUUCCCCGUAUUAUUACAGUUCCACAUCAAGGCCAAGCGCGCCGCCCACCACCGCCACGGCCUUUGACCAUCUGUAGUUGCCAUGGGGACAGCGGGAGCCACCGAGCCAUAGGAGGACUCGGCCCAGGACAGGCCCCAGAGAGUCACACAAAGGAAUCUUUAUUUAUUACAUGAAAAAUAACCACAAAUCCAGCAUUGCGGCUCACUCCCUGUGUGGUGGAUUUAAUGAACCGUGAGAGACAGGACGACUUUGGAGAAGGCCGCGCUGUCCUCCAAGACUCUUUAAUGAGGGGCAGGAGUCCCGGGGACACAGAACCAUCCCGUUCCAAAGAGACCAAAUGGGAGGAGAAUGUGGAGAGAGAGAAGAGGGGACAGCGAGGAGCUUGAAAGGUUUGGCGCGUGGGGCCCACCGCGGGCUCGGGGCCGCACAGAGGCGCCCCUGUGUCUCCAUCAUGGACACGCUCGAGCAGCCCCGGGCUGUAAGCGCUUCCACCCAGCCCACCGCCACAGCGGGUGCGAAGGCGCUCCCUCCCCUAGCCACCCUGAGAGUCACCUCCUGCCACCCCAGAGCUGAGGGUCUGGUGCCCACCUCUACUCAGCUUGCUUGGCCCUGCCUGCACCUCCCUCUCGGCCACCUUCUGAGGACUCGGUCCAGCCACCCAGGAGCUCCCCCUGGUGGUGAAGGUGGUCACCACCUUCCUUGUACCUGCUGCCGUGAAUGUGGGAGCUGCAUCCCGGGCCCUCCUCCCUUGGGUCCACCCCUUGGCAGCCAGACCAGCCUAGCAUAACCGGAGCCAGACAUUCCAAAGCACCCGGGGGUCCCUGGGGUGGGGUGCAGCCCGGCCCAAGGCAGAGCCAGGCGUGAUGGCCGGGGACCCACCUUGCUCUCCCGACAGCCCUGCCAAGCCAAGUGUGCUCCCCACCGCCCCAGUCCACAGCUCCCAAAGAGACCCCGAGCACCCCCCUCACCCCAGCCAGCCAUGGCGGGCCCCUCUCCGCCCCCGACCAGGGCCUGACUGUAAAUACUGUAAAUAAGGCUCUGCUGGAGUCAAGCGUCCCUCUUCCCACCUGCAGGCUUUGGCCUCUCAGUGAAUUGUCUCCCUGCCAUGUUGGGCUUCUCUCCUUGACGCUUCCUUCUUUUUUUUAAGACAACCCACCAUUGCUACAUGACUCAAUAAACCAUUCCUCUUCGUC